Molecule: messenger RNA, 5361 nt
Organism: Mytilus californianus (California mussel)
Lineage: Eukaryota; Metazoa; Mollusca; Bivalvia; Mytilida; Mytilidae
Product: ankyrin repeat domain-containing protein 27-like
Exons: 25
Coding region: 49-3420 (1123 amino acids)
Biological process (GO): neuron projection morphogenesis; early endosome to late endosome transport
Cellular component (GO): neuron projection; transport vesicle; late endosome
Molecular function (GO): guanyl-nucleotide exchange factor activity; SNARE binding
Source: RefSeq, a predicted model, not a curated record
UAGGGUCCAGUGUGACAAACAGGAAAAAUGGUAUAGAAGAUAUCUACCAUGGUAGAUAAGUAUGAUGAAGAUUUGUAUGAAAACCCAUUCUUCAUUGCUUUACAGACAAACUUUCCUCAAUUGAAUGAAAAAGCAACAUCUAGUUGUUGGACAGUCUGCAUACCACGAUAUUCCUCCGUGGAACAUGGAAGUUUUACAGAACAUGAUGUAAAGGAUCACAUUAUUAUUACAACACAGGCCGAGACAGACUUUUAUUCAACUUGGUCUGGAAAGAAAGUCUGCAUCACAGAUGGAAAGCUUGCAUUAAAGAUAGGGAAUGAAGAAAAUACGGUGCCAAUUUUAUUUGAAGAGACAUUUUACAACAACAGUGAUGAAUCUUACAAAGUAUUGUGUAUUGGCUGGCCACUGAAUACUAUUCCUAAAGAUAAUGUUAAAAAUGAUCACCUCAAGACUGCAGCAAGGCCAGCCACAUAUGAAGAGUGUUGUAGAUUGCUGUUUGGACACUCUGGAUCCAGAAGAAGUCAGGAUGCUGUUGACAAACUACUGGAUUCCUUUGCAAAGUCCUACCAGAUAUCAGGAGAAAAGUUUGUUGAUAUAGUUGACAUUGCUUCUACACAGUACACCAAAGUUAUGCAGACAGCCAUGAAAGAUUCUAUUGUGAGACGACAAGCACAAGAAAGCCAAGGAAACAUGGAUAAUUUAAAGUUUGCAGUGGAGGCCUACAUGAUGCAAGCCAUUCAUAAAGAAUUAUUCCAAGUCAUACUAACCAACUUUUCUAGUCAGGAUACAGAUAUCAAUAAGAUGAGGAGAAAUUUAAAGGACAUUAACCUCAAUAAUCUAGGUGUAAAGUCAGAUUUCAUUUCUAAUAUAGUUCCUGCCAGAAAGGAAUUGGUCAGGCUGAAUUCCUACUCCACACCUUUUGGGAGGAUGAAAUGUUUGAAAAGAGUAGUCUCAAUUUUAUGUAGACCUCCAAAGAGAAAGAAUUCAGUAGAGGAAUCCAUAGUGAUCACCACAGAUGAUUUCCUUCCUAUGUUAAUCUUCCUGAUUGUAAAAUCUGAUAUUCCUAAUUGGACGGCAAAUCUUAUGUAUAUGAAGCAUUUCCAUUUUGCUAGAACAACAGAUGAUGAUGAGUACUUGUAUUAUUUAACUACAGUAGAAGCUGGACUAGAACAUAUAAAGAGUGGUAAACUUACAGAAGAAUCAAGCAAAGCUAAUAUUGUUGUUUUUCCUAAACAUGACAACAAGACAGAAAUCAAUAGACAGACGUCCAGUAAUAUUGUAGACAGAUUUUUCCAGUAUGUCCAAUGUGGUGAUGAAUCAGCUGUGAUUACAUUACUGAGGAAAUUUAAAUCUGGUCAGGAUGAUAUAAGUCCGUUAAUGUGCCAUCCUCUUUGUGGCUGUGAUAAAUGUUCACGUCUCACGUCACAAGUUAAAACAGAUGAAAAUCUUGUAACAGCAUACACAAGAGAUGACAGAGGUUACACAGCUCUACACAUUGCAGCUUUACAUGGCCAGGCACAUUUAAUAGAUGUUCUUAUUCAACAUGGUGCUAUAGUGAAUGCUAGUGAUUACCUUGGACUAACACCCCUUCACCUUGCUUGUCAAAAAGGCUUUCAGAGUAUAAUUUUGUUACUGCUCCACUUUAAAGCUGAUGUAAUGUUGACAGACGGAGUUGGGAACACACCACUUCAUCUGUGUGUUGAUAAUGGCCAUGAAGAUUGUGUAAAAGGUUUAGUUUUUUCUGAUAUAUCAAGAAUAAAGUUAGAUAUCAGUGCACAGAACGAGAGAGGAGAUACACCUCUUCACUUAGCAGCAAAAUGGGGCUAUGGUACGAUUGUGAACACAUUACUAGAGAAUGGUGCUGAUGUUACUAUCAAGAACAGAAAGAAACAGACGGCAUUAAGUCUGGCACAGAACAAAAACGUUGUACAGAUAUUUACUGACUUUAAAAUGCGUCCAAAGAUAGACAUGUCUAGAUCAUAUUCACAAUCAGAUUUAGACUACAGUUAUGUAAAAGUAGUGAAACAUGACCAUGAAAUCAAGCCCCGUGCAGAAUCAGUAUCUUUACCGAAUACACCUAUGGUGGAAUCUCUAGACCUGAUGGAGGAGAGACAGAUAGCUUUGUUAUACAAGGCCAUUGAAGAUAAUGAUAUUACCCUGGUACAGUACCACUUGGGAUGGACCAGUUUGGACAGUGAAGAAACGGAACCUAUCUCACCAAACUCCCUGGAAAUGUGCCAUCCUUUGUGUCAAUGUAAAAAAUGUACUCAAGUUCAAAAGAUCUCAGGUAUUGGUAAGAAUGGUUUGCAUGUCAGGAUCAAAGAUAAAAAAGGAUAUACACCUCUUCACAGAGCUGUUCUUGCCAACAGUUUAUCUCUAGUCCAUUUAUUUGUAACCAAAGGUGCCAAGAUUAACGAUGUUACAGCCAAGUCUAUUACACCCCUACACUUAGCUUGUUACCUAGGCUUUACUGAUAUAGCAAACUAUCUAGUUGGAAAUGGAGCUUUUGUUAAUGUUAAAGACAGCAUGCUGGACACGCCACUCCAUCUUUGUUGUUACAAGGGCUUUAAUGAAAUAGUUGAUAUGUUAAUUCAGAAUCAUGUAAUGAUAAAUCCAGUCAAUAAACAAGGUGAUCUACCACUGCAUAUAGCUGUUAAAACACAAAACCUAGACACUGUCAGGAAACUCUUAAAGGCUGGAGCUCUUGUAAACAUCAAAAAUAAAGAUGGUGGAAUUCCAUUAUUUUAUACCAAGAAUUCAGACAUAGUAGAACUUCUGAAGAACUACACAAAGAAUGUGAUUCGUCAUGAUAAUGAACAGAUUACUCCAGCACUAGCACAGGAAACAAAUGAACAUUGGAAGCAACCAAAAGUACAUCACAUUUUGAAAGCUACAGAAGAAAGGGACUUGAAUGCUUUACAUGAGCUUUGUCAAUCCAUAGAAACAUUUGAUCCAAAUUCUAGUCUCCGUCGUACCUCUACCGUAGAUAAAAGUUCAGCUCAGCUUAUAAAUUUACAACGUCAGCUGUCUAUAAGAGCUUUUGAUUUAUCAACAUUAAGGCAUGUUCAAUCCAUAGACAAAAGUGAACCUUUACAUAUUUAUAAAUUGGUGCUAAAGGAGAAAAGUAAAUGUGAUGGAACACUUAACAGUUCUGUUAAUGAAAAUAUCAGUGAUGAAAAAAAUUCUGAAUUUGAAGAAGGCCAGUUCAUUGAACAAAUUAAUGUUAUUGAAAAUGCUGACAGUAAAACUGAUAAUGCAGUUAGCAAACAUGCAAAGAACAUGGAAGAAAACUGUGAUAAUAUUGAAACUGCUGAGAGUUUUUUAAAAUAUUGUUCUGAAAAUAAAGAAGUCAGUGAAAGUGAUAAAAACUGUUCUUCAUUUGAAAAGGUAACAAUCAUGUCAGAAAGUAUUGAAGACUGAGCUUUAUGAAACAUGAUUGAAAACUCAGUCUUGAAACUGAUACAGUUAUUCGUAAGGAAUGUAUUCAGAUGAUGACCAAACAACCAGUAAACUUAAGAGGACCAAUGGCAGGAUAAAAGGGUAUUUCUCCAAGCUUUCUUGUGAUGGCAGAUAUACUCACAAAUAAUAGAUAUUCAAUCAUGAACAUUAUUCCUAAUUAUUUGUUUCAUUAUCUGUCAAUAAAAUCAAUGUCCAUUUAAAUGUGCCUCAUUGUAUUCAUAAGUUUAUAUUUAUUUUUUUUCAAAAAGAGUAUCAUAAAAGGUAUAAAUUUUUUCAGUAUUUUGUUUUCCGAAUUUCAGGUCAAGGUUAUGAAAGUACUGUUUUUCAUUUUCCCUGUUUUCUGAUAAAUGGAUGGAAUUUUAUUUUGCAGUUACCAUUAAGAUACAGUCAAACAUCAAUAACUUUGUCAAACUCAUGGUAUUUUAUGAAAGUUGGACCGGAAUUUUUUUUUAUGAUCAAGAGCAAAUUUUAAAAAAAUACCUAAGUUUCUUUGUGAUCAUUGCUUUUCUUUCAAUAAACAACUGCGAACAGGGGAAUUACACAUUGAUUAUGAAAAAAUAGCAAUUAGUAAGGAACAGAGUAAAUAGGUUAAGAAAUAAAAAUAAUUUUUAAACACCUUGAUUGGUUUUGCUGUACCAUUUUGAAGCAAUUGAUAGUAAAUGUUUUGUCUUUUGUAGUUCAUUGAGUCCCUUUUCUUGCAGUCAAUUAAGAUAUGCUCACUAAAUUUUCAGAAUAUUCAGAAGCUGUUAUUUACAUGUGUUAGAUAACAAAUCCUGAAUUGUAUGACUAGUAACACAACAGUAUAAGACUGACCACUAGUAAGCCAAUAUUUAAACAAUACCGAGUUCUCUACAAGACGAAUAUAUAGCUAUAAAAAAACGUAGGCUCUUAACAAGUCUUGACAUUUUAUGUCAUUUUAUGUCCAGACAAUUAAAAUGAUAUAAAUAUGAAAAUGGUUGUUUCAUAUUAUAAGUCAUUUACUAUCUUCUUUGUGAUUUUCUUUAUGAUCAGGUAAUUUGUCUUUAGACAUAUAAAUAAACUCAUCAUAGAUACCAGGAUUGAAAUUUUGAACACCAGACACACGUUUCAUCUUCAAAAGACUCAUCAGUGAUUCUCGAAUAAAAAAAAGUUAAAAAAGCCAAAUAAAGAUUGAAGUUGAAGAGCAAUGGGAACCCAAAAUUCUUAAAAGUUUUGCCAAAUACAACUAAGGUAAUCUAUUCCUGAGGUAGAAAAGCCUUGGUAUUUCGAAAAUUUUAUAAACAGCUAAUUUAUAAUUAUGAUAAAACAGCAAAAUAUCAAAUUUCCAUAAAUGUUUAUAUCUAUUCAUUUGCAUAUAGCAGUUACAUAUGUCAAAUACAGAAUGAUAUUAUUUACAGUUUAACAUUUUUUUUAAAUUUUACUUAAGUUUGUAGUAAAAGAGUUUAUGUUGGAUGAAUAUGUAUCCAUGUUUAUCAAACUUAAUACAUUGAGUAAAACUGUUUUAGAGAAGUGUUUUAUUGCUAGAACAUGUUUGGAAAUUAUGAUCAUGUCUAAUUUCCAUUGAGAAAUAGACGUUCCAUAUUUUACAAAUGCAUGCAUGAGAAUAUGAUAAGUGUUGGUAAUACUUGGGCAAUUUAACAUAUAUAGUAUUAUAUGUAUUAUUAUGAGUGAUAUAUGAUUUUAUUAAUGAUCAGAAUGGAAGCAAUGGGUGUUAAAUUACUAUUUUGUGAAAUGACACAGAAUUGUUUAUAGCGAUAUUAAAUUUGGCUUUGUUUUAACUGCUCAAUAAACAUAGUUAUCAUGACAACUUAAAAAUUCAGAUUUGUGUUAUAUUCAAUGAUUUAUGUUGCUGUUUUAUGAAAAUAAUUGUUAUUUAUUACAUAAUUAUUGUUGGCAGUUUAUAAAUAAAUUAAUGAAAUGGAA